Molecule: messenger RNA, 732 nt
Organism: Penicillium vulpinum
Lineage: Eukaryota; Fungi; Ascomycota; Eurotiomycetes; Eurotiales; Aspergillaceae
Product: SDR family NAD(P)-dependent oxidoreductase
Exons: 4
Coding region: 1-732 (243 amino acids)
Molecular function (GO): oxidoreductase activity
Source: RefSeq, a predicted model, not a curated record
AUGACAUCUUUCGAAGACAAAGUGAUUGCUAUCACUGGCGCAGCCUCUGGAAUGGGGCUGGCCACAGCAAAGCUCCUCGCAAGUCGAGGCGCAAGAAUAUCUCUCGCAGAUAUAAACGAGAAGGCCCUGCGCGAGGCUAUCCAAUCCCUCCCAAAUAGUGAUAAUCAUAUGUUCACGGUUGUAGAUGUGCGCAGCAGCAAAUCAGUGGAUGGAUGGAUCCAGUCGACUGUUGACAGAUUAGGCAAGUUGGAUGGUGCUGUAAAUAUGGCCGGAGUGAUCACUCCUGCUGCUCCGAUCACAGAAGAGACCGAUGAGAACUGGGAUUUCACAUUUUCUGUGAAUACAAGGGGGAUCUUCUUCUGCUUGAGGGCUCAGUUGAACGUACUGAAAGCCGGUGGUAGCAUCGUCUCUGCUGCCAGUGUUUUCGGUCAAAUGGGUGCCCCCGGUGUCUCGGCCUACUGCGCCAGCAAAGCAGCUGUUAUUGGGCUGACACAGACAGCAGCAAAGGAGAAUCAGUAUGUUCGAGUCAAUUGUGUUUCGCCAGGCUCUGUCAAUACACCCCUUUCUGCCAGUGAAGACCCUGAAGAUGUGAAGCGCGGCUUGCAAAAUACGGCACAGAAACGACAGGCACAGCCGGUGGAGAUUGCAACUGUAGUCGCAUUCCUUCUCAGUGAGGAGGCAAGUUUUGUGACUGGAGCUGUGUACAAUGUGGAUGGAGGUUGGAUGUGCUGA